AAAAAUGGAGGUCAACAUUAUCCUAAAUGUUGAUGAGGUUUCUUAAAUACACAAAAAGUAAAUGUUUGUGUAUUUUUAAAAAGCAUUCGACUGGCUGAUUUCCAUAUAACGUGGUACAAUCUACGUCUGCCUGUUGUUGGCAGAUAUUCUGCCAUGAAAAAGAUGUACCAUCAAGCGAAUAACGCCAAAUAUAUAUAGUUUAUACAAUCAUAUGCACAAUUUCUGAAUAUUAAUUUGUAAUCAUUUGAUGUUUUGUAUAGGGAUUUUCCAUUGUUUCAUUUUUAUGAUCAGUUUUGACUUUUACUUCUGAAAACGAGCAGUUUUUUUCCAUGUGCUCUGGUCUGUGAAGUCAAAACAAGUAAUGAAGCAUAUUCAGCAUGGUGCCAGCAGACCGAAUGCACUUUUGUGUUUUGGCCAUGAAGGAAAAGUAUUACAAUUCUGACUGAAUUGUAAUAUGUUUUUUUUCUAUCUGUGUCUCCUAAAGUUUUUCUCUGAGACGGCAAAUAAAAGUGCUGUAUAAAGCAGGAAUUUAUGAAAAUACAAGCUGAAGUGGAGUUGGAAAAGGUUUUUAAAGUCAUUUAAAAAUGGUCACAGGUAAAGAAUCCAAAAACAUUGAUCAGAGGCAUGUGAGUGAACAGGUGAAGGGAGUGGCUGAACUGUGACUGUGCGUGUGUGUCCGUGGGUGUGUGUGCGUGUGUUUGUUUGUUAAGAGGCCAACGAAAACAGAUUGAAGAUAAACUGGUUGUGCAUAUUUUGUUUAAAGGGUUGAGAUGUGCUGAAUCAUUUGGUACAAAAUGGUUCCUUAAAAACUGGGUAAACAUCUAACUAAGUUAUGAAAGUGCCCAGUGAGUGUCUGUUUUUCUUUUCCAACAUGGACAACACAUCUUUUCCUGAUUCACUGAACGAUGUUUCAGUCGUACAUUUCAGAACUCAAAGGAUUCUUGUUCAUGUCAUCAAAAUGAAAAAACGCUUCAUCGUGAUGCGACAUUUACAUUUUGAACACAGGACUAGUUUCUUUUUCUUUUUCUUCUCAUCUAUGGUGUCUUUUGGUUUUCCUGUAAAGAAAAGUGCAGCAUGUACAUUUCUUGCUGACAUUUGAUGAGAAGUUUGACAUCUCUCUCGUGUCUGUAUUAAAAGUGAGGCUACAAAAAGUACCAACAGUAAAUAUAGUCAUUCUGCAAAAGGGCCCUUCUAGGAAUAAUAUGUUAUAUAAUUAAAUUAUACAUAUUGGUGCAUUGAUAUAUAUUCCUUAUUUUAAUGUUGCAGCUGAUAACAUUGGGGCUUGUCCUAUUGUUGUUGAUAUAUAAUAUAACAGCAUCAUUUGUUUUUUGACUAUAUUCUGAUGGGUAAUGUAAGUCUGCAAAAGUAUCUGGCAUCUUAUAAAAACAGAAAAAAGGGGAAACAAUUGGCCUCUAAAAUGUUGUUUAGUAUCAGUAUAAAAUUGAACUACUCAAAUUAAAUACUCAAAGUAAUGGGAGAAAAGAUUUGAGGGAUCAUGUAUUCAUUAUAGUUUCGUGACUGCAUCUUCUUGUCAACGCUUUCGCGUGACAGAAUCUAUCCACGGCCAGAUCGACACUUGGCAAAGAACUCAGAACCUUUUGUGGUUGUUCAUCGAUUUCGCCAGGAGCACAUUUUGCCAUGAUGACACACACACACACACACACACUCUCACAAGGUAGAAACAACACCAGCGGCCCAAUUAAACAAGCAUGUUGUGGUGAACAUCUAGUGCAGAUAUGAAAAGAAUGUCCUCUUUGAGAAUGUUUAAGACAUACUUCAGGGGUGUGGACGAGAACCACCUGUAUAAAAAGAGAUCAAGAGAGACACGCAGCACACACAUCCGCCUGACAGCUGAAACAUCCCAGAGUUCCAUCUCGACCUCCACCUGCAAAACUUCAUCACCCUGCUGCUCCAGCCAACCUCCAGGGGUUCCAUCAUGAAGACGGGUGCGCUGCUCUUCGUGCUGGCAGUUGCUGCCAGCCAGGUUGAGCUUUAUCUGUCUGUGACUCUUGAGUCUGGAGACAAGUUCGAUAUCAGCAGUUGUCCCAUCUUCUUUUAUGGGAAGGAAUACACAGAAGCAGAAGUGACCUUCCAUCCAGAUUCCUCUUUUUCACUUUGUUUCGAUAAUACCGAUCUGAAAGUCAAAGAGUGUCUUUUGAUGUCUGAUCAUGGUGGUGCAAACAGCUUGAAUGCACAAACCGUGAACUUCAAAAUAGAACCGCCAUCCCCACUUCAUGACGCUCUACCAAGCAUCACGCAGGCAUCAGAAUGCUCUAAUUAUUUCACAUUACAUGAUGACGACAAGCAAUACAUUGUAUUUAGUCUCUACAAAUUUGGCUCAGAAGCAGCUUUCGUAGUUCAAACAUUGAGCAACUAUUCUCCGGCUACGCUUAACAUGGAGACAAAGAUCGGAAACAGGACUAUGGGUUCAUGGUCGUAUACCAAGAGUGAAGCGGGGGACGGCGUUUACGAGGACCUGACCGGAUGCAGAUCAGGAGGUGUCAUUAUUUCAGAGGUCGCACAGAUAAGGAACCCAGAAAACUGCACUGUCUUGUCCUGUGAUGCCCACGAUAGCAUGGUUUUCCGUGGAUGUCCAGUUCUGGAGGUUUGCAUGGGAAACAACACAAAUAAAGAGUGUGUUCGACCACCUUCCGUGUGCACUGUGACUGGCUCCACUGUCAUCGAUUUCUUCAACGAAGUCCACUCUAUCCCUGAUCGGUGUGCUUACGAAGUGAUGAACAAUUCAGAAGUCAAGAUCUAUGCGGUUUUCGAGGAGCGACUUCUUGAAGAUGUGCUAUUUUUGAAUUACCUGCAGAUAAAUAUACAACAAACAGUAAUAUAUUUGGAACAAGGUGGCAUAGUUCGGAUUAACAACCAAAUACAGACGCUCACCUCCACGCCUCAGCAGCUUCAGGGCGUGGAGCUCUCCAAGGACCAGACCGGAGUUACUCUGAAGACACCUGCAACCAAAACGAUAGUCCAUUUUGAUGGGGACACCGCACAUGUGACAGGAGAAGAUGUAGCACGAUCCGGCCUGUGUGGCAACCCCUUGUCUGAAAUUGAAUCCAUCACCACCGUCAGCGAGUCGUUAUACUCACCAUUGUCUCCCACUGGCUGCGAUAAUCCACAAAGCAAAGACGUCGACAGCACGGUCGACUGCAGCGUCUCAAAUGAAUACUGUGGUCUAAUGUCUCAGGCCCCCUUCACUGCUUGCCACAUCAUUGACCCAGAGCCCUACAUAACCGCAUGCAAAAGCACCACGUGCAAAUACACGGCGGACAAUCGGGCAGUGGACAAUGUCGCCUGCCAGUAUAUGGAGGCUUACGCCAAGGCCUGUUUCCUGAAAGUUAACGUCACACUGGGGGACUGGAGGUCAAAUGCCAGCUGCUCUGCUACCCGUCAGGCCUCCUGUCUGGACCACUACUGCAGUGAUCAUGAGUUCUGUGUCGAGAAGCUCGGUGAAGCCGGCUGCUCCUGUCGGGCCGCCUUUGCCUCCAAGUACCAUUCAACAGACACUUUAGGCGAGCCGACAGUCUGCAUGCAGAGCUCUAUCAAAGUAACACUGGCUGAAUGUCUUCUGUGGGAUAAGGGCCUCGACUCCUCAACCUUACACCUCAACGACCCGGACUGCAAAGGUCACUCGGACAACCAGACCCACAUGUUGACAUUCCUCCUCGAAGGGGACGCCUGUGGGACGGAGGUCAUCAAAAACGACAGCCAUGUCAUCUACAAGAACAAGAUCACGAUGGGGAACAGCUCCUUGAAUGAAACCAUCACCCGCCAGAAACAGGUGGAGAUCGACUUCUCCUGCGCUGUCAUACAGCCAGAGAUCCAGAGUGCGUCUUUUAGGAUCAAAGACAGCUUUGUGUUUCAGCACAUUGAAACUGAAGUUUUGAAUUACACUGUGAUGAUGACCGCCUACACCGACGCCGGCUUCAAUCACCAUGUCGAGAAUGACACUGACAUCCAGCUGAACCAGAGGAUCUGGCUGGAGAUGAAGAUGCAGGGGCUGGACGACAACACGGUCGCCGUGGUGACCGACUCCUGCUGGACAACCAACCAGUCGUCCCCUAAUAGUAGUCUGUCAUACUACCUGGUUAUUGACAGAUGCCCGAACCCCGCUGACCAGACGGUGGAGAUGGAGGGAAACGGACUGGGACUGUCCAACUCCGUCUCUUUCCGCAUGUUUCAUUUCGCAGAUGAAAGUAGUGGGGCAAAUUCUGAAAUCUACCUGCACUGCAAACUGGUGCUGUGCCCCAAGAGCCCAUCCUGCGCUCCGGUAUGCGGUGCCACUGGUCUCAGGAAACGCAGAUCUUCCAAGCCUGGAUAUGCAGAGGGAGGCCAAGCCCUCAUCACCAUGGUCUGGAAUAAUUAGGUGAAGACAGCUCCCCUUUUGAUCACGGUGAUUCCUGACUUAAGAUGGAGCCUGAAAUGGAACAUAAUCUUUGGUGAAAUAAUAGAAGUGAAGAGUGCAAUGAAGAACAUUAUAUGAAGAAGGGUUUAGAGGGUUUUAUUUACCAUAUGCACUAUACUUCUUGGUACUGUGGGUUCUUUAUGAAUAUAUAUAAUUCCUUCUGUAAUGUACUGUUAGCUACCUUAAAUGUGAACAGCCUGAAUGCUACCUGCUGAAAACAGAAAGAGAAUAUCUGUGUUUUAUUGAAAUGAAGUAAAAAGAAGUGUCAG
Molecule: messenger RNA, 4683 nt
Organism: Cyclopterus lumpus (lumpfish)
Lineage: Eukaryota; Metazoa; Chordata; Actinopteri; Perciformes; Cyclopteridae
Product: alpha-tectorin-like
Exons: 19
Coding region: 1937-4375 (812 amino acids)
Source: RefSeq, a predicted model, not a curated record